GCGCACGCACACACGGUGCACACGUCAGGCCUGCGCCUCCCCGUGUCCAAGCGCACGCAGAUCCUCCCGCGCGCCCGCACACUCCUGCAGGCUCCCGUGUCCGCUGCGGGGGCCGCGGGGCCGGGAAGGUUUAUUCAUUAAGCAAAUAUUUCCUGACUCCUGCUAUGUUCUGGGCCUGGGCUCAGUCCUGAGGAUGCUGAGGAGGAGAGGUCUAACGUGUUGAUCCUCCUUCAACAAAGACUCAUUGAAUGCCUCAAGCUCUGGCCACAAAAUGAAGGACAAGACAGUGAAGGCUUCUUGGCCCACACCUGGGAGGAUAAGCUACCUGGAAGUCUUAGUGCUAGCAGAAGAUGGCUGUGCCACCCACGUAUGCCGAUCUUGGCAAAUCUGCCAGGGAUGUCUUCACCAAGGGCUAUGGAUUUGGCUUAAUAAAGCUUGAUUUGAAAACAAAAUCUGAGAAUGGAUUGGAAUUUACAAGCUCAGGCUCAGCCAACACUGAGACCACCAAAGUGACGGGCAGUCUGGAAACCAAGUACAGAUGGACUGAGUACGGCCUGACGUUUACGGAGAAAUGGAACACCGACAAUACACUAGGCACUGAGAUUACCUUGGAAGAUCAGCUUGCACGUGGACUGAAGCUGACUUUCGAUUCAUCCUUCUCACCUAACACUGGGAAAAAAAAUGCUAAAAUCAAGACAGGGUACAAGCGUGAGCACAUUAACCUGGGCUGCGACAUGGAUUUCGACAUUGCUGGGCCUUCCAUCCGGGGUGCUCUGGUGCUGGGUUAUGAGGGCUGGCUGGCUGGCUACCAGAUGAAUUUUGAGACUGCAAAGUCCCGAGUGACCCAGAGCAACUUUGCAGUUGGCUACAAGACUGAUGAAUUCCAGCUUCAUACUAAUGUGAAUGACGGGACAGAGUUUGGCGGCUCCAUUUACCAGAAGGUGAACAAGAAGUUGGAGACCGCUGUCAAUCUUGCCUGGACAGCCGGAAACAGUAACACGCGCUUCGGAAUAGCAGCCAAGUAUCAGAUUGACCCUGACGCCUGCUUCUCGGCUAAAGUGAAUAACUCCAGCCUGAUAGGUUUAGGAUAUACUCAGACUCUAAAGCCAGGUAUCAAACUGACACUGUCAGCUCUUCUGGAUGGCAAGAACGUCAAUGCUGGUGGCCACAAGCUUGGUCUAGGACUGGAAUUUCAAGCAUAAAUGAAUACUGUACAAUUGUUUAAUUUUAAACUAUUUUGCAGCAUAGCUACCUUCAGAAUUUAGUGUAUCUUUUAAUGUUGUAUGUCUGGGAUGCAAGUAUCGCUAAAUAUGUUAGACCUCCAGGUUAAAGAUGAUUCAGCUUUAAGAUGUUACCCUUUCGGAGGUACAGAAGAAACCCAUUUCUGAAAAAGGUCCUUUCAGUGGUAGACUUGGGGGGAACUUGGGAGCCCCUUUGAGAUGCCAGGUUUCUUUUUUAUCUAGAAAUGGCUGCAAGUGGAAGCUGAUAAUAUGUAGGCACUUUGUAAAUUCAUAUUGAGUAAAUGAAUGAAAUUGUGAUUUCCUGAGAAUCGGACCUUGGUUUCCCAACCCCAGUUUAUGAGAGGCUCGCUGCUUGGUGGUGUGUACAAACUCACUUGAAUGGGACUUUUUAAGAUAGAUCUUCAUGACCUGUUCCCACCCCAGUUCACCUCUUUUGCACCAAAAGGUCUGCAGGGCGUGGUCACUGUUUCUUUUGUGCCAUUUUGGGGUGGAGAGGGUGGAUGUGAUGAAGCCAAUAAUUCAGGACUUAUUCCUUCUUGUGUUGUGUUUUUUUGCCCUUGCACCAGAGUAUGAAAUAGCUUCCAGGAGCUCCAGCUAUAAGCUCGGAAGAGUCUGUGUGAUUGUAAUCACAUGGUGACAACACUCAGAAUCUAAAUUGGACUUCUGUUGUAUUCUCACCACUCUGUUUUUUUUUAGCAGUUCAAUGGGUACAUUUUAGAGUUUUCCAUUUUGUGUGGAAUUAGAUCUUCCCCUUCAAAUGCUGUAAUUAACAUCACUUAAAAGAAACUUGAAUAAAAUAUUGAAACUUCA
This is a messenger RNA of Callithrix jacchus (white-tufted-ear marmoset), 2051 nucleotides long. It is a transcript of the gene VDAC1, whose product is annotated as voltage dependent anion channel 1. NCBI's taxonomy places the organism in Eukaryota, Metazoa, Chordata, Mammalia, Primates, Cebidae. Gene Ontology annotation, cellular component: mitochondrial outer membrane. Gene Ontology annotation, molecular function: voltage-gated monoatomic anion channel activity. The record is from RefSeq and is a predicted model, not a curated record. Gene Ontology annotation, biological process: monoatomic anion transmembrane transport.